Molecule: messenger RNA, 1506 nt
Organism: Colletotrichum fioriniae
Lineage: Eukaryota; Fungi; Ascomycota; Sordariomycetes; Glomerellales; Glomerellaceae
Source: RefSeq, a predicted model, not a curated record
AUGCCAAAGAGUUUCUCAGCUAUCAUCAUCGGCGCAGGAGAAUCUGGAAUUGCCGUGGGCUGUAUGCUCAAGACAAAACUUGGCACCGACGACUUUCGGAUAUUCGACAGACAAAGCGGUGUUGGUGGUGCUUGGUUUGCCAACAGAUACCCGGGCGUAGCCUGUGAUAUCCCGGCGAUUUUCUACUCUUAUUCUUUCGCCCCGAACUAUGAGUGGACGACCUUGUUCCCUCCGGGCCAGGAGAUUCAGCAGUACUUGGAAGGUGUCUGCGACAAGUUUGGUAUUCGAAGCAACAUCCAGCUCAACACUGAGGUAUCAAGUGCUCGAUGGAUUGACGAAGAUGCCGAGUGGGAAGUCAAGGUGACUUAUCUGAAUCCUCGAGACAAGACCCCAGAAGAAGUGACCCUUCGGUGUAAGGUCCUGGUCACAUGUGCCGGCGAGCUUGUAGAGCCCAACAUUUGGCCGCAGCAUGUCCCAGGAAUUGAGUCUUUUCAAGGACAGGUCUUCCACACAGCGCAAUGGAAAGACGAAGUUUCCCUGACAGGAAAGGAUGUGGUCGUCAUCGGGGCGGGUUGCACUGCAGCACAGCUCGUUCCGGCGCUGGCAAGCCCAGAGAUUGCUGCCAAGUCAAUCACGCAGCUCAUGAGGGGACCACCGUGGGUUAUGGCUCGACCCGAGAGACCUCCUCCGCGGUUGAUGGAGGUUGUUUCCAAGUUGCUCAGAAACAUAUCUGGACUUGGCUUGUUUCUCCGACUUUGCCUUUUCUUGUACGCUGAAUCGACAUGGCUCAAUGUCGGCACGGGCUGGUUCGGAAAGAAGCGGCGACAGUGGUUCGAGAAAAGACUCUUGACUCACUUGCGGAAGACGGUGCCAUCUAGAUAUCACGACAUGCUCACACCGCACUUUGGUGUUGGGUGUCGGCGGAUCAUUGUCGACUGUGGGUGGUUGGAAAGCCUCAGUCUACCCCACGUGGAACUCACGAACAGACCUCUGGUAUCAAUCGAACCACAGGGCGUCGUCUUGGGUCCUCGACCAGAAGAAGAGCGCUUAAAUUCCAACGACCAGAAACGCCACAAGGAAAUCAUCCAGAAGCCCGCAGAUGUCAUCCUCUUGGCGAAUGGGUUCGAGACGUCGACUUACCUCCAUCGCUUGAAAGUCCAAGGAAGAAACGGAACAUUUCUUCACGACGUCUGGCAGGCAAACGGAGGCCCUGGCGCGUACCUCAGCACAGCAGUUCACGGGUUUCCCAACUUUUUCAUGGUUCUGGGACCAAAUUCUGUCAGCGGCCACUCGUCAGCCAUACUCGCAAGUGAAAAUGUGGCAGGAUAUGCUCUGAACUUCCUCAAGCUUGUUCUGAGUGGACAGGCCCGUACCGCUGAGAUCCUGUUAGAAGCCGAGCAAAGUUACACGGCUGAUGUGCAGAGAAGGUCGCUAGACAAAGUCUGGCAGACUUGUCACAAUGGCUACAUACAGAAGGGUGGUUGGAACAGCUCGAUAUGUCCGUAA